CCUCCGCUAAAUAAACUUUAACUAUAUAACUACAUCACUACAUCCAACAGUACCUCCCACAGUACCCCCAACAACCCACUGCCAUGCACCAACACAGAAGCUUCAGCUUCGACAGGUUCAAGGCUAAAGUUAGAAGAGCUUCCGACGGCCUGGCUCCCGCACAAGUCUCACCUCCACUACACAAUGCUCCGCAGAAAGCAGAUCUCCGUCGCAACAGUAUGUCCAGCAGCCCUAUGAUCAUCAUUAGUGAAUCGUCCAAUGAACAACUGCUCCAUCUACGCAACUCGUCGUUACCUGCCACUGCUCGUCACACACACCGACUCAGAGCUCAGUCCCUUUCCAUCAUCCAUGCCACAGCCUCACGAUCCCGAUCUCGUUCCACCUCCCGAAGUUCCAUCAACAUCACCAACAGUAACAGUACGUCCACCAAUAAUAACAGUAAUAACAAUAACAAUAAUAAUAAUAAUAGCGGAUCGGGACUCACUCCCACGUCGUCGCCUCCGCUGCACUUCUCGUCGUCGCUCCUCGGAUCUAAGAAGCAAACGAAGGAGUUGAUCAAACAGGAGACAUCGCAGAUCAUCUCUAAGAAACUCUGGCAUGUGCUUGCGGAUCUCGGGCUUCAGCAACCGAUACCACUUAAGACCACCAACUCAUCGGCCAAUGGAUCCGUCUCCAAAUCCGUCCGAUGCUAUGUGGCUAAUACCAAUGAUUGUAUUUAUCUUCCACCCGCAUCUUCGGCUAGUUUCACUUAUGAAGAUGUAGAGAACGGCGGAGCCGUACGAAGAGAUGAGGAAGAAGAAGAAGACGACAGCGACAUAACUCGUACGGAUUCUCUGGCUCUGACGGAGUUUGGAGACGAUGCUCAGCAACAGCACGUCCCCCACAACCUCCAACAGAAACUCAAAUCGUUCCUGUCUCCCAACUACCUCUGCACCAAGAUCGAUCUGGAUUUGGCCAUACCCCAUACAUUUGCCGUGAUCAUUGAACUUCUGAAGGAUACCACCACCGUCAGUAACCUCAAAUUUGAAUUCCAAUCCCUCACCAGUAUCCUCUGGCCCAGUGGGGAUCCGUAUAAUAAGGUUCAUACAAGAGAGAAGUUUACUAUCGGAACUAUGGAAUGGUCUACUACAUUACAUAACUGCGAUUACUAUAUCAAUACGUCCAACUCCAACGAUACCAAGGUGGGCAAUAUCACGCCGGAUGAACUCGCCCGCCGUACAAGAGAGUAUAGAUUGACGAGUAUUGGAAAUUCGACUUCGACUUCGACUUCGACUUCGACUUCGAAUUCCAAAGUUGAAGUAUCGGCCGAUCAUCAUCAUCAUAAUCAUAAUCAAUCCGGGGCACCGGUAUCGGAUGACUAUACCGACUACAAGGCCGGUCUAUAUGUAUUUCUCCUUCCGGUCCUUCUUCCCGACCAUAUCCCCGCCAGUAUCAUCUCCGUCAAUGGCUCCUUACAGCACAAUCUCGCCAUCAACUUCUCCAAAACCUCCGACAAGUUGAACCGCAAGAUCAAAGUCCUUGCCAACUAUAAUCUCCCGAUGGUCAGAACUCCGCCGUCCUUUGCUAAUUCUAUUGCGGAUAAACCCAUCUAUGUCAAUAGGGUAUGGAAUGAUGCACUUCAUUAUGUCAUCACUUUCCCCAAGAAGUAUAUAUCUCUCGGCUCCGAGCAUGUGAUCAAUGUCAAACUUGUACCACUUGUUAAAGAUGUUAUCAUCAAACGGAUCAAGUUCAAUGUAUUAGAACGGAUCACUUAUGUAUCGCAGAAUCUUUCCCGAGAGUUUGAUUACGAUUCCGAUGAUCCUUAUUGUACCCGAACCGAUACCGGCAAGAUCAGAGAACGGAUCAUCUCCUUGUGUGAAUUAAAGACUAAAGUCAAACAACUGUCGGCCACCACCGGAGCCUUGAAUGAUCCCUAUAAGGAGGAGAUUGUCAAGUGUCCCGACAACAAUCUCUUGUUCAGCUGCUACGAGCCGGAGGACUCGACCAUUGAGGUUGAAACAGUGAAGAAAGCCAAAAAGAAGACUGGCCAGAACAGUCACAAUCACAGCAAUCACAACAAUCACAAUAACAAUAAUAAUCAGAACUCGGCCGACACCAUGAUAGCAUCUCCGCUCGACAUAAACAUCUCGCUCCCGUUCUUGACCACUAAGAUGGACAAGAUCUUGAAGACAGCCCAUGACGAUGAGCAUUCAUUUGUGUCUUCUCCGCCGACAUCUCGUAAGGCUUCACUCUCCAUCGAUCACUCCCACACUGGAACAUCCGCAUCCAAUACAGCCGCACCCAACCCUACGGCCUCUACUACCGAAGCCGAGUCCCCCUCUCAUCAUUUGUUACAUCUCCUUCAAUCACCAUUAUCAUCAUCUCCUCCGGACUCCGUCUACCUUACUCCGGAUGCAUCCAAUACCAUUUCCGAUGAGUACAUUUCCCUGCCCAUGACUCACUCAUCAUCGCUUCCGGAAAGUAUUCCGCAGGGCUUUACGGUGGUGUCAAAGGCUCUCUAUCCGGACUCCAACUUCCGUCAUAUCCAGAUCCAUCACCGACUUCAAGUAUGUUUCCGGAUCUCCAAGCCGGAUCCUAAGGAUGACUAUAAGAUGCAUCACUAUGAGGUGGUGGUGGAUACUCCACUUAUCUUACUUAGUGCCAAGUGUAAUGAUCAAUCUAUUCAAUUGCCCCGUUAUCAUGAGGUCGAACUGGAGACUUUAACGGAUACUCCGCCGGUCUUCCGCACUCCUAACUUUUCAUCGGGAGUAUCUAUUCAACCACUCGAUACUUCGGUAUUGUAUGGUGAGCAACUGGAACAACUUCCAUCAUUUGAAGAAGCAACUGCCACUUCAGGUCCGAUCACUCGGUCCUUCUCAAUCGGCCUGAAUGAUCCGCUAAGUCGCGUACCUUCUGCUUCUGGUCCGUCCGUCUCAUCUCCGAUCUAUCCUGCUGAACCAGCACCGGCCUAUGAAGAAGAAGAUGAUCUGGGUAUCUUUAGUUAUGACGAUGAUGAUGUAUCGCCGACAAGAGCCGCACCGGUCGAAGCUGAAGUCGAAGAUCUCGGGAUCGAUGAGUUAGUCAGUUUUGAUGAUCCUUUACUUAAGCUGCGGACAUCCGUUGGUUCAUCAUCAUCGCGGCUCCGUUCAUCUCUUGUAUCUUCAUUUGCACCUAAGACAUCAUCGGCUCAAACAACUACAACUACAUCGACUCCAACUCCGACUCCGGCCCGCAAGAGCUCCAGUAAGUCGAGUCUUCCACUACCACUUCAUGGUAGUUCGGCCGCAGAUGAAGAAGGAUCAAUCAGUUCCAAAUCAACCGUUAGCUCACAGGCUCUUCAAAGAACCGGAACCGGCCAGGCAUUUACGGAUGUAUCAUCUACUCCAACUACAGUAUCAUCAUCCUCUUUGAAUAAAUCCAAUCAUUCAAAUGACGAUGAAGUCGACUCCAUUGUAUCAUUGAACCAGACUAAUGCGGCUGGAGUUGCCAGUGUUUGUGAUGCGGAUGCGGACGAUGAUGAUAAGGGUAGUCUCUUCACUCAGGACACAGCGUACUCACAGAAAGUUCCAUUGUUGACCAACAGUAACCGGACUACUGAAACCAUCAGCAAACCAACAACUUGUCCAUCCACUCAGUUUGGUCAUAUCUUGACUCCAUCGAUUACUGACUCCAGUAUGCUCACCACGACUCCCACCAACACUGACUCCUCCACCACCAAUAUCGGGCUAACUCUGGCUCUGAAUGAUAGUAUUGCUCUUGGGGAGUUAGUUAGGACCCAGCCGCAGUCCCAUGAGCUUUAUCACGCCUUAAGAUAAAGUAUAUAGUUGUAUAGUUGCUAAUGUUAUAGAUUUUUGUUCUGUGUCGCAAACGGCUUGUAGAGAAUAGACAUCCGCAUAAAACGCAUCAGACGCGACAAACGCAUCGAACUCU
Scheffersomyces amazonensis is the source of this 3909-nucleotide messenger RNA. It is a transcript of the gene ECM21, whose product is annotated as Ecm21p. The coding region runs from base 84 to 3794 and encodes 1236 amino acids. The transcript has a single exon. The record is from RefSeq and is a predicted model, not a curated record. NCBI's taxonomy places the organism in Eukaryota, Fungi, Ascomycota, Pichiomycetes, Serinales, Debaryomycetaceae.